This is a messenger RNA of Ceraceosorus guamensis, 2330 nucleotides long. RefSeq lists its product as hypothetical. The transcript has 2 exons. The record is from RefSeq and is a predicted model, not a curated record. The coding region runs from base 110 to 2266 and encodes 718 amino acids. NCBI's taxonomy places the organism in Eukaryota, Fungi, Basidiomycota, Exobasidiomycetes, Ceraceosorales, Ceraceosoraceae.
CAUAUUUCUUAUCCACUGACUACAAAGCAUCUAUCUCAACCGUUAGCACACUACCGCGUCGCAACUGGACUCCCGGAGCGGCCAGCUUCUAUCGUCCUACGCAUUCACCAUGGAGCAGCGUACGCAGGAUAGUCCUUGGACCUUGCCUAGGCGGCCCUCGAUGGUGCACAUUUCCGACCAGCAUUACCCAGCAUAUUCCCCUACCCAGCCUCAACGCGUGCUAUCCACGUACCCCGCAAAGGUGCCAAAGCCUGGCGCGCUCGCUCCAAAUGGGGCUUGUGUGCAAUACCCCUCAUCUUCGCGCUCAGGCGAGCAGGCGUCGGAAGCUCUUCACACAUCUUGGCCAGGUAGCCCUGCCAUGCCCAGGGCGGCACUGAGGGCAGAGUCAAGAAUGCAGCGUGCUCGAGUAUUUGUCAAUCCUCUACCUCCGGCAUCCUCCUUGCACCAGAACAUGUGCAACAUACGCAUCACGCUCACUGUAUACGGAGACGGAACAGUACCGCUGGCGCACGUUCCUUUGCCCUUGGCUCACUUGCCUCGACAAUCGUGGCCUGACCCUUCUUGCUACAGCCUGUCUCCUGCUUCGCACGUGAGCGAAGGCGCCUAUGACUCUGCUCCACGCACCGUCAACGCUCACUCCACUGUGACGUUGAAAGGACCCCUGCCGGAUAAACGCCUGCUUUUUCCGCCUCCAAUGGACGGUAGAGGUCGCGCAAUGGAUCAUGGAAGAUGCUGGAGUCGACGAGGACUAGGCUACGACUUCGUCACCAUUCUUCCAAACGGAGCUCCAAGAUUCAGCAGUACUAGAGCUCGAUCGACGACGUUCCCCAACACUUCGAAUGUGCCUCCACCCAAGGCAUCUUUGCCUACGACUUCCUCAGAGACGGAGAACAAUGGCUCCGUUGACAUGCUAGACACGCCAAGGAGAAAUAUCGACACUGCUGUCGAGGCUGCACAAUCUGAAACACCAUUGGCCCUCAGACUGGCUCAAUCUCCAGCGGACGUUGCCAAGACACCAUCCUCAGCGCCGGCAGAAGAUGCAAAUUUGGAUCCUCGAAUCAAUCGUUUCUCGCGCCCGAAGCUUCUUCCUCGAGGACCUUGGCUUGGGCAAGAGUACCUCACGUCGAGACUCUCAACCGAGCUUGAUGCGGCAGGAUCAGACACCUCAGAGUCGGACAAGGAUUCUUCUGCAAGCUGCUUCCCUGCUAGUGAAGCUUCUACUUCGGAUUUGGAAGGUGAUGUUCAUCUCGACGUCCGAAGCGGUGAUUCUACAGGUAGUGACUUUUCUGGUUAUCAAGCUGGUGCUGCCGUCGAGAAAGCAAAGGAAUCUGAUGCUGAUUCGAGGCAAGAUCCCUCGGACGCUCUUCGACACCACAAGCGUCGCUCAACAGCCUCGCAGCUAGGACAGCCAUCAGAGCUGAGCGAAUGCAAGGCCGCCGCGAGGGGCAGGUCUUUUUCUGCUCCUAUACCCGGGACGCAUCCUUCUGCCGACAAGAGGCAUCCGCUAAACGGUACCUUUCUACCUGCUGGGACCGUAGCAUUCUUUGGUGUCGAAGGGAGCAGAACGCCCUCGAUGUCCAGAAGCUCUUCGGCCAGUGGCUCGAACGCCGAAUCUUUCGAGUUAUCCGAGCCCAUCUGGAGCUCAUCUGCCGCUUGGGAGCAUUCCAACAAGCGUCGUUGGAGAGUGUCUCUACACUCUAUUGCAUCUCAAUAUUCCUUUACCAACAAAAAACGGGCAACUGUGGAUGAAAAUUCAGAGCCCAUCUUCGAUCGACGGGGUAUAGACGAGAUGAGCGAGAGCGAGAUGGAUACCGAUCCUUUUCUGCCUCGCCUACCCUCCGACCCUCGAGCGACGUUGGAUCCGUUCGCUCCCGAAAACACGAUCGCGGCUAAGCUUACACGUCAACAUCGACUGGCCGAAGAAGCGGAGCUGGAGCGUACCGUUCGAAUCCAUAAGCCCGCAUGGGUCACCAGCGAGCCCAUGAGGCGCAAAAGAUCCUCCUCUUCUUCGUCCAACGAUACAUCUCAAAGCAGCACGAGCAGCAACAAUGCCGUGGUCGAUCACGAGCCUCGUUGGGCAGAUCCCCCUUCGAUGGGAAGGGACAAGGUGUACCUCGACAGCACCACCACGCUGCCUCGCAUCGUCUCUGCACACUACGAACCCGACGCGACGGACCCCGCAUCGAAUCGAGAAUCUUUUCGCCGCUGGGCUUCAGCUUUGGCUGAGCCCGAGGUGCUCUUUCAACGCUACGCAGGCCGGAGCUGAUCGAUGAGCGUUUCUUUUCUCGGGCGAUGAAUGAGGAAAAGCUCGCAAGGGCACCUAUGAAGCC